This is a messenger RNA of Prorocentrum cordatum, 950 nucleotides long. The record is from the annotation of a GenBank genome assembly. NCBI's taxonomy places the organism in Eukaryota, Dinophyceae, Prorocentrales, Prorocentraceae.
AGCGCCUUUUGGCUCAAGGGGCCCGCCGCGCCAGAGUCUCAGGGGUCCUCCGCUUCGAGCAGCUUCCUGGCACCUCGUCCGCGGCCUUCGGAGGGCAAUGCCGCCGACGGUGGUGAAGAAGGGCGCGAUGAAGACGAAGGGUGCGAAGAAGCAGAAGACCGCGACGAAGCUGGUGAAGAAAAGGGACGUCAAGGGCCUGAGGGCGGCCUUGCGCGAGACCGUCAUGAGCAAGGAGGAGUGGAGGAAGUACCAGACGGACGCCUACAGGAAGAAAUGGCCGAAGCCAGAUUACAUGUCCGACUACCGACCGACCUUCGUGAGGGACGGCGGCGAGGGCGCCUACCGGGACCAGACGUACGAGCUCGUCACCAGGUGGAGCGCGGAGACCAAGAUCCGCUACCGCCCGCACGCUAAGGCCCCGGGCUCCAAGAGCCACGUGCGCUACGAGAAGUACUCCAAAGCCAGGACGGUGGCGCAGGCACUGGCUUUGGGCAGCUGGCCGCUUGACUGGUGCCACGAUUACGAGCACGGAUUCAUACAGGUUCUGGGGCCCGUGCGCGACGAGCCGCUGGACAUGAGCCAGCACACCGGGAAGCUCACAGAAGUCGAUCAGGCGAUUACCGCGUGGCAUAGGAAGGAGCUGGCGAAGCGCCACAACCUCAAACUGGAGGACCUCUACGUCGACAAGGGGGCUGGCGAGAGCAUGCUGAUGCGCUGCCACCGCCUGGUCGCGGACCGAAAGGCAGGGGAGAUCCUCACGCAGGCCCACCGCAAGAGGCAGACGGUCAGCGACGAAGAGGUCGAGAGCGUCCUCUCGUCGUGGGCCUUUGCGAGGAACGCCAACAGGACCAACGUCAUUCCUAACGGCCAGGAGUGGGUGUGGUCAGACACGCUCGGCCUCAUCCGCGAUCGCAUCGGCGACAUCCACCUGACUGGGCCGACCGCUCGGU